GGGCUGCCUCUGCGCGCCUAUAGGCCGCCCUCUCCGUCCGUCAGCGCGUUGACGCGCGCCGAUUGGGCAGAGGAGGCGGAUCCGCAGGUGUCGUCCGCUCAUAGAGGCGCAGGGCGGAGAGAAGGUGAUCAAUCUCCUCCGUCUGCAUUAGCAAUCACCUUAACACUCUGACAGACAACGACAAGCCCCCUGAAAGCAAAUGAGUUUGAUUUAUUUGGCUGUAAAAACACCCGGAACCGCACCGAGGACGCGGUGACGCCCGUGUGUGUGUGUGCGUGUGCGUGUGUUUGCGUGUGUGUGCUGUUAUUUGCGCCGUUUCUCCGUGAUGCCGCUCGGUUCUGCACACUGUUGUUUGUUUCUGAGUUUCAAGUGUGCGGCUGUUUGAGCUCUGCGCCCUGCACACUUCCUCCUGCUGGAUACUUUUUGUUUUUUUUGGUUUGCUGCUGCUCCGCUUCUCGUGGCCCGGAGAGCUCCGGUGAGGAGAGGGACGGAGGAACAGAAACAAGUGACUUGGAUCGGCCUCCUGUCCCGUCAAGCUGCAGCAUCGGGGGAAACCGAACCACUGGCCUGAGCUGGGUGGAGCAGUGACCGCCUGUAGCAUGAUGUCCUACCUCAAACAGCCCCCCUACGGCGUCAACGGCCUGGGGCUGAGCGGCGCGGCCAUGGACCUGCUGCACCCGUCAGUGGGCUACCCAGGUAACACACACACACCUUUAACACACACACACCUUUAUAACUUUGUACGGUUGCUAACUCCUGGCUGGUGUUCUCGGUUGUAGGUGUGGUUCAAGAACCGGAGGGCCAAGUGUCGCCAGCAGCAGCAGAGCGGCAGCAGUGCCAAAGCCCGGCCGCCCAAGAAGAAGUCCUCUCCGGCCCGGGAGAGCACCGGCUCCGAGAGCAGCGGCCAGUUCACUCCGCCCGCCGUCUCCAGCACGGGCUCGUCCUCGUCUUCGUCCUCCUCCACCAAUCACACGGGCCCGGCGGCGCUCAGCAGCACCUCUACCUCCAUCAGCACCGUCUCCUCCAUCUGGAGCCCCGCUAUCUCCCCUGGAAACGCUCCCGCACCUGCCGUGGCCCCGCUCCCAGAACCCGGACCCCCUUCUAACGCCUCCUGUAUGCAGCGUUCAAUGUCAGGCUCCGCCGCCGCCGCCACCUCCUACCCCAUGUCCUACAACCAGACGCCGGGCUACGGCCAGGGCUACCCGGCCCCGUCCAGCUCUUACUUCAGCGGCGUGGACUGUGGCUCCUACCUGGCCCCCAUGCACUCCCACCACCACCCCCACCAGCUCAGCCCCAUGACGGCCUCCUCCAUGUCAGGCCACCCGCACCACCACAUCAGCCAGUCGUCAGGCCACCACCACCAUCACCACCACCACCAGGCCUACGGCGGCUCCGGCCUGGCCUUCAACUCCUCCGACUGCCUGGAUUACAAAGAGCAGACUGCAGCCUCCUCGUGGAAGCUCAACUUUAACACCACGGACUGCUUGGACUACAAAGACCAGGCCUCCUGGAGGUUCCAAGUCUUGUGAUCGGGCUUUUCCUCCUUCCUCCCUCCCUGCUCGUCUGCUCCCUUCUUCUUUUUUAAUUUUUAUUUUCCAGCAUUAGCACACUGCUUUUUAAAAAAGACAAAAAGAGUUUAUGAACCGUAAGACAAGCAGCAGAUUGGACUUUCCUCCCUCUCGUCCUCAAAACAAAAAAAGAAACUCCAGGAGCAUUUUUUAAAGACGCCCUCGCCUCCGUCUUGGAUGAUCUUAAACUGUUAAACACAAACAAAUCAUUUCAACCAAACUCCUUCGACCACCAGCUCUCUCUCUGGAUGAUGGAGGAAUAUUUACCCCGACAGGAACUGCCCCACACACCUUUCUCUCUCUCUCUUUACCUCCAAUCAAACCCUGUAAAGUUAUUUUAGGACGACAGAGAUUUUUAGUCAGCGACGUCGAGGAGCUGAAAUAUGUAAAUAUGUAUUUGGGUCAGUUACAGUGACCAUGUUUAGUUGGUGUUUUUAAUUUUUAAUUUUUUUUUUUUUGAAAUUUUGAA
Messenger RNA from Larimichthys crocea (large yellow croaker), 2037 nucleotides. Its product is annotated as homeobox protein OTX1 B. The transcript has 3 exons. Lineage: Eukaryota; Metazoa; Chordata; Actinopteri; Sciaenidae. The record is from RefSeq and is a predicted model, not a curated record. Gene Ontology annotation, molecular function: DNA-binding transcription factor activity, RNA polymerase II-specific; RNA polymerase II cis-regulatory region sequence-specific DNA binding. Gene Ontology annotation, biological process: regulation of transcription by RNA polymerase II; multicellular organism development. Gene Ontology annotation, cellular component: nucleus.